Leguminivora glycinivorella is the source of this 939-nucleotide messenger RNA. RefSeq lists its product as uncharacterized. Bases 1 to 939 code for a protein of 312 amino acids. The transcript has a single exon. NCBI's taxonomy places the organism in Eukaryota, Metazoa, Arthropoda, Insecta, Lepidoptera, Tortricidae. The record is from RefSeq and is a predicted model, not a curated record.
AUGUCCGACAGCCAGGUAGCGACUUGGACCUGUCCGGCCUGCUGCAGCAAGAAACCAAAAGGCAAUAAUAUAAACACACCAGUUCGCAAGGACCUCAGCCCGCCAAUUGAUAACAUAACCCGGAGGAAAGCCCAGCUACGCCCAGUUGACCAGUGCGGCUCUUGCCUGACCAGGGCCGACCUGACAGAAAUCGUGCGCCGUGAAAUACGUGAAGCGAUAAGCGAAUCAAAAAAGGACAAUAGGGCCUACUUUGAUGCUCAGUUCAAGGACUUUAACCAGAAAAUGGCUAAGUUUGAGUCUUCUCUUGAGUUCAUAAAUCGCCAGUACGAGGAUUUCAAAAAGGACUUUCAAGACGGCAAACCGGAACUCCAGCGACUUGCGGCUGAAAAUAACCACCUCAACACCACAGUGCAAGAGCUGACUGUCCGUCUUAACCAGCUGGAACAGCAGGCACGCGCUAGCAACGUGGAGAUCCAGUGUGUUCCCGAGCACAGGGGCGAAAACCUCGUAUCUUUAGUCCAGCAACUCGGUUCGACCAUCGAACACCCGGUGCAGCAGCAUGAAGUUCUACAGUGUACGCGUAUUGCCAAACUUAACCCCAGCAACCCAAGACCACGUUCCAUACUAGUCAAGUUUCCAUCACCGCGCCUUCGAGACAGCUUCAUCGCGGCUAGUCGCAAGUAUAAUAAAACCCACGCCAAUGACAAGCUAAAUACGAGCCACCUGGGCAUAGCAACAACACAAAAAUCGCAAGUGUUCAUAGUUGAGCACAUGACCAAAGAAACCAAAGAGCUUCAUUUGGCCGCAAGGCUUAAGGCCAAAGAGAUUGGCUAUGCCAUGGUCUGGGUCACAAAUGGUCGAGUAUACCUAAGGAAAUCUGAAGGCAGUGAGCACAUUUGGGUUAAAAACCUAGAAACAAUAAAAAACUUAAAGCAAUAA